CAUCUCAUCGUUGUGCUGAGCACACACUCACUCUCUAUCUUCGUUAGCCUUGGUUUUUAUUUUGUGACGAAUUUUCUACCGUCAUCAUAACCACAAAAUUAUUUCUAUUUAAAUUCAUUUUCAACGACAUUUUUUCGCCGAAAAAAGGAGAAACCGUAAAUUGUCGGGAAAAAUGAAGCUCGAAUGUUGCAUUUGUAACGAUAAACUUGGCGAUGGUGGUCGUCCGGUGUCAUCCACGAAUUGCGGACAUUUGUUCCACAAGGAAUGCAUUAGCGCUUGGUUAACAAAGUCAGUCAAUGGAUCGUGCCCACAAUGCCGUGCCUACGUGCGAGAAGAACAUUUGCGCAACAUUUACUUCAGCAACAUGUUGGACCGUAAUUCGGACAUUUUUAAUUCGAGCAUUGUGGCAAAUUUGCGCGACGUCCAAGAGGAUUUGUGCAUCAUGCAAACCAAUUUGGAACAUCAAAUCCAACAUUUGAAGGUCGACAACGAGGUGUUGAAGGAUCGUGCCGAUGAACUCGCCGCUGAAAAUUUUACAUUGACCCUCAGUGAAACGAAAUUGCAGUCCGACAUCGUUCUGUUGAAGACAAAAAACCGUCUUUUGGUCAAGAAAAACGAUGUGUUGGAGACCGCAAAAGCGUCUAAAAAGGCCCAAAUCGAUGAAUUGCUCCAUCAAAUCAAGGACUUGAAAAACGAAAACCAGGAACUCAAAGCCAAAAAUUCACGUUUGCCGAGAACACGCUCAAAAUUUGGAUCGACCGAUAACAACACACCGAAAAAAUUAAAUCUUCGUCAGCGUAAGCCUCCAUCGGUAGAGGUUCUUGACUUGGACAUGGAUUGAGAUCCGAAAAAUAAAGUCAUUUUCAUUAAUUGUUUGCUUAAUUUUUACUGAUUCAACCGAAAAAUAUGUUUUAAUGUUUUAAAUCAUCUGAAUAAUUCGAAUUUGUAUUGUGUCAUCGCUCAUCUGUAAAAAAAAAAAUCGUUGAAUUGUCUGGAACUAUCCGAUGUGUCGUUUGUCAUGGCUGAACAGUUUUCGUAAUAAAAAUUGACAUUUUCGACUGAGAAUUUUAGAAUCGAAAUAAAAUGGUGUCGUAAGUCUAUUA
Sitodiplosis mosellana (orange wheat blossom midge) is the source of this 1103-nucleotide messenger RNA. RefSeq names its product E3 ubiquitin-protein ligase TRAIP-like. Gene Ontology annotation, molecular function: ubiquitin protein ligase activity. The transcript has a single exon. Gene Ontology annotation, biological process: protein ubiquitination; interstrand cross-link repair. Lineage: Eukaryota; Metazoa; Arthropoda; Insecta; Diptera; Cecidomyiidae. Bases 173 to 841 code for a protein of 222 amino acids. The record is from RefSeq and is a predicted model, not a curated record. Gene Ontology annotation, cellular component: nucleus.